This is a messenger RNA of Diaporthe batatas, 3081 nucleotides long. RefSeq lists its product as uncharacterized. Gene Ontology annotation, molecular function: DNA-binding transcription factor activity, RNA polymerase II-specific; DNA binding; zinc ion binding. Gene Ontology annotation, biological process: DNA-templated transcription; regulation of DNA-templated transcription. The coding region runs from base 219 to 2927 and encodes 902 amino acids. Lineage: Eukaryota; Fungi; Ascomycota; Sordariomycetes; Diaporthales; Diaporthaceae. The record is from RefSeq and is a predicted model, not a curated record. The transcript is spliced from 6 exons.
CGGAUUUAUCAGUUCUACGAAUCAACGAGCGCCAAAUACAGCGUUGGUUUUUUCUUUUCUCACUUUGGCUUCGACCUCCCACCCACCCAAUUAUCAAUGACCACCCACAGCCCAGUUAUCGAGCCUUACAGGAGGUCGUAGACACCUUGAAGCAGAGGACCCACUCCCCCCCUUGCCGAGGCCCCUUCUUUGUUUAGCUCCCGUCUGGGGAAGUGGAGAUGUCCGUCACAACCGCGUCCCCUGAAGCAGUCCUGCCCGAGGGCGUCCGGAGCAGUGUAGUUGUCGCCACGAAGGACGUCGGUCUGACGACGCCCGGGAACCAGACUGACAACAACAACAUGAGCUCGACGAUGAGCGAGACCCAGGACACGACGGCUGUCAAUAGAGACCUGCCCAGCCCGCCGGCCAAGAGGUUGAAACGGGGGAAGUACAUAGCGAGGGCCUGCACGGCAUGUCAACAGCGAAAGAUCAAAUGCGAGGGCGGAGACCCGUGUGCUCACUGCAGAGCCAGGGGCCGAGUAUGCGAAUCUACUGCUCGGGGCCAGCCCAGGCAAGCGUCGCGGACCGCUGCGCCCAGCUCGGUCGACGGCGCACGCAGCAUAGACAGCCUGUCGGUUUCCACCAGUUCGACCAACCAGGAGCUCGCGGCGCGCGUUGCCCAGCUCGAGCGGCAGAUGGCCAUGAUGCAACAGUCCCUCGAGGGGGCCACCGUCCCCACGACAGGUGCGACUGCCAGGCGGGAGUCGGGCCUAUCGAGCCACGGCCACGGCAUCAGGAGCGACCCGGCAUCGCCGGCCUCUGCGCAGCUGCAGAAGGUCCUAGAGCCGGACGGGCAGUCCUUCAUGGGCGAGCUGUCCAUGACCUCGAACCUCGUCGAGGUUGACGGCAGCCUGAGCGAGGAGUCUACGACCGAAGACAACUUCAUAAAACUUACAAGGGAGGUUCCAUGGGACAAGCCCCCCAGGCAGAACAACUUGAAGUCCUCCCGAAAUGUGAGGGGUUGGCUGGAGAGUGUGUUGCAGCGGCAUAGUAUCGUCGCGGACGAAGAAGACUGGAGGGGCUAUAUGGAACUCUUCUUUGAGGAGAUACACAUUCUUUACCCUGUCCUCUAUCCACCAGCCGUGUGGCAGACCUUCAAUGGUCUUUGGGAAUACGGUGCUCUCUGGCCCAUGUCCGAUUCCAAAGAGAGGGAGGAGAAGCGACUGUCGGUAGCCUUGGUCUGCAUCUGCCUUGCCCUCGGACGCUGCUGUGUGUCCACGAGGUUGACAGAUGCUACUGGGGUGCAUUCCUCCGGCUGGAGUUUAUGUAGUGUAGCGUUGGAGCUCAUGCAAGACUCAGAGCGCAUCGGCAAGACGGCGUCAACCUCCCUCUUGAAUAUGCAAAUCCAGCUGCUAAUGAUCAUGUAUCACUUCCGCCUCGAUGCAACUCAAGAGUCAGCUCGCCUCACCGCUAUCGCAGUCUCGAACGCCCAUAUUCUAGGGAUCCACCAGCAGAGUAGGCUCGAUAGCCUACCCUGUUACUACAGCCAGCUCUUCAGUCGGAUAUGGUGGUGCAUCUUCAUACUUGAUCGCCGGAUGGCCCUUGAAUCUGGACGCCCUUUUAUCAUCCAAGAGAACAACACAGACACAUCUUUACCCCUGGACGUAAGCGACGAAUGGCUUGGCCAGUUUAUCAGACGACCCGAGACUGUGAAGAACUUACAGCCCGACGUCAAUAUGGAACUCGCAAGAGAGCAUGUCUCAACAAUACCCUACCUUGUAGCCAUGGUCAGAUACUCUCGUGUCGUCAGCAAAGCCUGGGAGCUCAUUUAUGGAGUAAAAGCCUCCUCGAAGCAGCCGGUAUCCCACAUGAUCGACUACGCCGACACCGUGUUGUCUAACCUACUCGAAACGUUACCCGAAGACCUAACAUACAACCCCGACUUGCCUACUCAGACACAAUUUGGGUCAAGAAAAAGGUGGCAGGUCAAGCAGACCAUGCUCCUUUCUACUUGUGUAACAUUUUUACGGAUAUUCAUUCGCAGGCCCUCAAUGCAGGGCAACGGCUCAACAGAAUUCACAACCGACGACCAACUGGAAUCGCUCACGAUAUGUGCAAGCCUAGCAGCAAGCAUACUCAACGCGCACAAGGACCUAAAGGACGAGAGCAUGAAACACUGCUUCCCGUACUGCCACUACCUCACCAGCUGUACCAUGGUGAUGAUGAGCCUGGUGGCAAAGAACCCCACCCUGAAGAAGAGGCACAGGGAGGCCAUCCUGGCCGCCACGCACUCCCUGCGGCUGUACUGCCACACCAUCUGGGUGUCGGGCAAGAUGAUGAGAUGGGUGCUGAAGCUGACGCUGCUGGCCCGCCGCGUGCUACACGUCGAGUCGGACAGGCCCGCCACGGCCACCGCGGGCCCGGCGGACGAGGACAUGAGCCAGCGGCAGCAGCUCACGCCGCAGUCGGGCAUCCUCGACUCCUCCUCGCACGAGGGCGGCAUCGCCCGCGCGGGCUCCAUCAGCAACCAGGGCAAGUCCUCCUACUACGGGUCCAACACGUACGCUGCUCCUACGGCGGGGGCGGCUGGAGCAAAGCAGCAACAGUCUGGGGCGGGCGGAGGCGCCGGCGACGGCAGGACGAGCGGGGCCCACCACCACCCGGAGCAGCUCUCGCAGAUGUGGAUGAUGGGGGACGGCAGGGAGGGCGGCGGCCAGGGGGCCAUCGAGGACCUGCCGGAGUGGGCCAUGAUGGACUUCAACUUCGAGGCCAUCAGCGGGGAUGUCUUUGGGGCUGGCCCGGGCGGCGGCGACGCAGGCCUCAAGGAUGCCGCCGAGCACAUGCAUAACCACGGGAAUGAGGGCAUGGGCCUGGAGAUGGGCAUGGGCGAGACUAUACUUGACGCUAUGCCCCCGGAGAUCUAUAACCUCGACAUGAAUCUAGAUUGAGCGAGGAGAAAAGGAGCCCCCGAGGGAAUGAUUAGAUGUAUGAUCUAUCUGCUGUCCAACGAUCACUCAGCGAGCAUGUAUAUCUAUGUAUUUAAAGUUGUAUAAAUCUAGCUACAGCCUUGCCAUUGGCACGGUACCGGGCACUGGACGACGA